This is a messenger RNA of Colletotrichum godetiae, 489 nucleotides long. RefSeq lists its product as uncharacterized. The record is from RefSeq and is a predicted model, not a curated record. Bases 144 to 395 code for a protein of 83 amino acids. NCBI's taxonomy places the organism in Eukaryota, Fungi, Ascomycota, Sordariomycetes, Glomerellales, Glomerellaceae. The transcript has a single exon.
CCGACGAGGAGAUGUCUACAGCUCCAACAACGUGAGACUUGACGGGAGAGGCGGCCACUAGGCCUUAUAAGGUGGCCGCUUGUCUCUUCUCUCCCUCCAUCGUCUCUAUCUGUAUAUCUUAUUCCCCCUUCCCCUACCCAAGAAUGGUUAGCCAUAUGCCAGAUCAGAUUGGUCUGUCGGCAAUGGCGCAGCUGCCGGGACGGAAACCGAGCAAGGUAUCUUCGAUGCUUGGGGGGCACAUCUCACGCGUGACUGGACGACAGACGCGGACGCAGCUGGAAGAUGGUGUGAUGCCCAUCCCGGCUACGAGCCUACGAGGUUAUCUGGUUCUUCUCUUGAUGGUAGGGGUUGUUAGCAUACGACGGAGGGGACGGAGGGGAUUGGUACGUGACUGAAAUGCAACGUUGACGGAUUAGCAGCCACUCGAUUAGGUUAUUCCCAUGGCCACACGGUCUUGAACAUUGCCCGGAUACUGCGCCGGAGGUGGGG